UGGCCCCACAAUGUUCUCUUUUUUCCUAAUAAUUUCUGAUUGCACUUUAAUUUUUAUCUCAAUUUUCCUAUUCUCUCUGUGUUUUAAUAUUGUAGGUGGUUUCAAAUCUCUUUGGGAGCCAGGCAGGGAAGAAAUAAAGACGAGCAGCCAGAUCCAGCUGACGUGGCCAUUCUGGUUUCCUCAGCACCGACACCUGCUUCUGGGUCCAGCCUUCCCAGCUGGCUGACCACGUGGCUUGGGCGAGUCACUGUCAGACAUCAUUGGUUGCUCGGAGAGCAUAACUACCCUUGCAGCUGAAUGUGAGCUGGUGUGCGGGAAGUGGAGUGUUGGCCCAAAGUGGAUCCUAGUGGCCCCAGUGACAGGCACCUGGCUGGCAGGAGAACAUCGCCGUGAAGGCCACAGUCAGCUGGACCAGUAUCCAUUGUGAAGACAGGGACACAGCCUGCUGCUCAUGCCUGUGGGGCUCUUCGAGGAGCAAGCCAGGCGCCUGGCGGGCACAGCAUGGAGCCCUCACGCAAGAUGGAGUUUUUCCAGAAGCUGGGCUACAGCAGAGAGGACGUGGUCCGGGUGCUGGGCAAGCUGGGUGAGGGCGCCCUGGUCAACGACAUCCUGCAGGAGUUGAUCCGGACCGGCAGCCGCCCCCAGACCCAGGAGGGCCAGGCCACCAGCGCUGCCCCGCUGCUUGUUCCCCGGGGCUCCUGCGGAGUCCAGGAGUCUGCCCGGCGGGCCUUGGGGGCAGCCGGGAAAGAGGACUGCGGAGGCCCGGCCAGCUCUCUGAGACCCAUCGUGAUCGACGGCAGCAACGUGGCCAUGAGCCAUGGAAAUAAAGAAGUCUUUUCCUGCCGGGGAAUCCAGCUGGCUGUGGACUGGUUCAGGGACAGAGGACACACCUCCAUCAAGGUUUUUGUCCCAUCCUGGAGGAAAGAACCACCAAGAUCUGACAGCCCUAUCAGAGAGCAGCAAGUGCUGGAGGAGCUGGAGCGGCAGGCGGUGCUGGUGUACACGCCCUCCCGCAAGGUGAGCGGCAAGCGGGUGGUUUGCUAUGAUGACCGCUACAUCGUCAAGGUGGCCUACGAGCAGGACGGUGUCAUCGUCUCCAACGACAACUACCGCGACCUGCAGAGCGAGAACCCCGAGUGGAAGUGGUUCAUCGAGCAGAGGCUGCUCAUGUUCUCCUUCGUCAAUGACCGAUUCAUGCCUCCUGACGACCCCCUGGGCCGCCGCGGACCCUCCCUGAGCAACUUCCUGAGCAGGAAGCCACAGCCCCCAGAGCCGUCGGGCCAGCACUGCCCCUAUGGCAAGAAAUGCACCUACGGCAUCAAGUGCAAGUUCUACCACCCGGAGAGGUCGCGCCACGCGCAGCUGCCGGUGGCGGAUGAGCUCCGCGCCAAAACGCUGGCCUGGCCGGGCCGGGGUGCUUAGGAGCAGUGGCAGUCCAGUGCCCGGGGUGGCCCCGCAGGAACCCGGCCAGGUCCCCGCGACUCCGGCGCGCACGGCCUCCCUCCCGCGCGCCCGCCUGCGGAUCUGGCGGCCCUGCGAGGGAGCUUCUCGCUGCUGACUCUUAGCGACGACCCGGGGCCACUCCAGCCGAGCCCCUCAGGCCCCACCAGCAGCCUCCCAUCCGGGCUAUGCGGUCGGGACUGGGCGCCCAUCUCGCCAUCCCCGCGGGCGGGCCGAGCUGCCACUCCAGGAUCGCCCUGGCUCGAAGCGCCGGCGCCAGGUCUGCCCGGCCUCCCCGGCCCGCAGGGUCUCGUCUCCCAGCUCGGCCCGCUGGUCCUACCGCAGGACGGACACUGUCCCGGGGACCCGCACGCUGACCUGCUUCCCCUGAGCAGGCCACCUAGCGACUCUUGGACCGCGCCACAGAGUUCCCAUCGCUUUCGGGGCCGUUCCUCCUGGGCGGAGCCGACCUGGGGCGACGGCGCCUUUGGGGACCCUCCGGGGUACGCAGCCGCAGACUGCAAUUGCGUUUGCGAGGCGGAGGCGCGCGCCCGGGCACGCACGGUGCUCUGCAGCGUCUUCCCGUCCGCCCAGGUGGACCGCGUGAUGGCCGCGUUCCCCAAGCUCUCCGACCUCGCCAGCCUCAUCCUCCUCCUGCAGAGAGGCCAAAGGGCUGGGGCAUCACCCGCUGGAAAGCCUUAAGGGCCUCGUUCACGCCACCGCAAGGAACAGGCUUGCCUUGCGCUUGGG
Molecule: messenger RNA, 2190 nt
Organism: Tupaia belangeri chinensis (Chinese tree shrew)
Lineage: Eukaryota; Metazoa; Chordata; Mammalia; Scandentia; Tupaiidae
Gene: ZC3H12D
Product: zinc finger CCCH-type containing 12D
Exons: 7
Cellular component (GO): cytoplasmic ribonucleoprotein granule; nucleus
Molecular function (GO): mRNA binding; metal ion binding; RNA endonuclease activity
Source: RefSeq, a predicted model, not a curated record